CGAAAGAAUAUGACCCUACCCAACUACUGGACCCCGCUUGGGUUUUACAGAAAUAACUAACAUGGCUUCAACAUGCAGUAAUGAAUGGAGAGCAGUGUGUGACAUGUUUUGUAAUGUUCAAGAUCUCUCUGAAGUAGAAUCAAUAAAAGAGCGAAACAACCCUUUUCGAUCAAAGUAUAAGGCAAGGGAGCUUUUAGGAGAGAUAUACUGCUCCUUGAAGAAUUUCGAGGUCGGUGAACACGAGAACGUCAAUGAUGAAGCAGACCAGCGCCCGACAGAUCAGCCUGUUGACCGAGGAAGUGAGGAGAGCUUUGGGAGAGGCCACUGUGGAGACUCCCCAGACGGAUCAAGAGCAGCUAAACUCGGGACGGUGGAGUAUUAUCUUGGUGUAAACCAUGUUGAAACAGAAGAGCUGUCUGCUGGAGAGGAACAUUUUAUGAAUUUCAUGACAUUGCAGGAAAAGUGGAGCAUAUUACCAGAGAACGUGUCUUUGUUCAACCAAGUCAGGAAUCAACUGGGCAUUCUGUGGGCUGGUGGGGAUGAAAUUGAGAGAACCCAAGGAUUUUUGGAAACUGCGGAAACAAUGUAUAUUGUAGGCAUGAGGGAUGAUGGGCAACCCCCAAUGGACCUCACUGAGUUCUUUGUGGCAGAGGAAGAUGCAUUACCACAACAGGAGAGGAUAAAGAGAUUUGAAAUGGCCUACACCCAUACACUGUACUAUCUUGCACAAAUGUACAAUAACUUGGAGCUGUAUGAGAAAGCUGGGGGCUACUGACACAGCACUCUUCAGAGACAGCUGGAAUUCAACCAGUUCAUUCCUCUGGAAUGGGCCAUGAACGCUGCCACAUUAUCGCAAGAUUACAUCACCAAGACCCUCUACAUGGAGGGCAGGCACUGUCUAUCUGCUGCCAUUGUCAUAGCAGGCCUAGCUGGAGAGGUCCCCUCAGAAGCCGCUGCCCAGGCGAGUAAGUUCUCUCUAAAGUGAAGAUGAGACCAACCAAGACAGAAGAGAGCCGAAAUUGCAAGGUGUUGGAUAAAAUAGUGUCUUAAUUUGUUGCAAGAUGCGAAGAACUUCUUACAGGACAACAUUGGAGAGCUAAAGGUGGAUUGACAGGUGGAGCUGAGAGCGACACAGCUACAAGAGGAGGAGGAGGAGGAGAAGGAGAGAGGAAGGAAGAGUGCUGUUCUGUUUGGUUCCAUUGACACCUUUGACUCCAUCUUUUGACUCCACCUUUGACUCCAUCCCGUCAACUUUGAGGAUGCCCGCGCCAUCUUUCUGAUUGGCCAGGCCUACGUAAACCAAGCUAAGGAGUACUUUGAGAUGGAUGGCCAGGUCACAGAUCACAUUGAGAUUCUGCAGGACCACAGCACUCUCUUCAAGGCCCUGGCAUUCUUUGAGGAGGACCUGGAGCGGCACUGCAAGAUGCACAAGCGGCUGAUGGAGCCCAUCUGCAAAGACCUGAACGCCCAGUACUACCUCCUCAUCUGACGCCAGCUGCAGUUUGAGCUGGCCGAGACCUACUACGAGAUGAUGGAUCUGAAGCUGGCCAUGGCCAACAAGCAGGACGACCUGGACGUGCACACGGUUAAGAAGUUUAACCACCUCUGCUCCUCCUCCACCAAGUUCUACCAGAUGUUCCUCGACUGAGUCCGCUCACUAGAGGCCAAGUGGCCGGAUAAAUUGGAGGACGAGGUACUGAGGCCGGUCCUUGUGGUUAAGUUCCGGGUGGCUCGUCUCCACAGCAGGCUGAUCUCAACCAGCACAACCAUUCAGCUGGAGAACCUGAACCGCUCCCUGGAGUGCUACAACUUUGUGGUCCAGUACUGCAAGGACAACCCAGAGGCCAAUAUCGCCAUCGAGACAGAGCUGGAACUGAGUGAAGAGGUGGCCAGCCUUCUGCCCCUCAAGAUCAACCGACUCAAGGCAAAGUUGGCCUCCUCUAACUGAAUCUGAAUGUGCCCUAAACUCCACACUACAAAGCCUGGUUAAACACCCCUAUCAUAUAUUAAAUGUCUGUAACGGCUUUCUAGGUGUGGUGAAGGAGAGUCGGACCAAACUGCAGCGUGUAGAUUGCGAUCCAUGUUUAAUGAAAACAAACGUAAAUACGAAUAAACACAAAACACUACAAAACAAUAAACGUAAUGAAAACCGAAACAGCCUGUACUUGUCAACUAAAUACAGCAACAGGAACAAAGACACUAAGGACAAUCACCCAUGACAAACUCAAAGAAUAUGGCUGCCUAAAUAUGGUUCCCAAUCAGAGACAACGAUAAGCACCUGCCUCUGAUUGAGAAACACUCCAGACAGCCAUAGACUUUGCUAGAUAACCCCACUAGCUACAUUCCCAAAUACAUACACACCAAAACCCCAAGACAAAACACACCACAAUACAAAAACUCCAUGCCACACCCUGGCCUGACCCAAUACAUGAAGAAAAACACAAAAUACUUAGACCAGGGCGUGACAGAACCCCCCCCUAAGGUGCGGACUCCCGAACGCACCUCAAAACAAUAGGGAGGGUCCGGGUGGGCGUCUGUCCAUGGUGGCGGCUCCGGCGUGGGACGUGGAACCCACUCAGUCAAUGUCUUAGUCCCCUCUCCUCGAGUCCCUGGAUAGACCACCCUCGCCGCCGACCAUGGCCUAGUAGUCCUCACCCAGAACCCCACUGGACUGAGGAGCAGAUCGGGACUGAAAGACAGCUCGGGACUGAGGCAGCUCGGGACUGAGGGGAAGCUCGGGAGUGAGAGAAAGCUCGGGAGUGAGAGAAAGCUCGGGAGUGAGAGAAAGCUCGAGAGUGAUAGAAAGCUCGAGAGUGAGCGAAAGCUCAGGAGUGAGAGGAAGCUCAGGAGUGAGAGGAAGCUCAGGCAGGUUGAUGGAUCUACCAGAUCCUGGCUGACUGGCGGAUCCUGGCUGACUAGCAGAUCUGGCAGAUCCUGGCAGAUCCUGGCAGAUCCUGGCCGGACUGGCAGAUCCUGGCCGACUGGCAGAUCCUGGCCGACUGGCACUUCUGGCGGAUCCUGGCUGACUAGCAGAUCUGGCUGCUUCAUGCAGACUGACAGCUCUGGCUGCUCCAUGCAUACUGACAGCUCUGGCUGCUCCAUGCAGACUGACAGCUCUGGCUGCUCCUUGCAGACUGGCAGCUCCAUGCAGACUGGCAGCUCCAUGCCGACUGGCAGCUCCAUGCAGACUGACAGCUCCGUGCAGACUGGCAGCUCUGUGCAGACUGGCAGCUCUGGCUGCUCCAUGCAGACUGACAUCUCUGGCUGCUUCAUGCAGACUGACAGCUCUGGUUGCUCCAUGCAGACUGACAUCUCUGGCUGCU
Oncorhynchus nerka (sockeye salmon) is the source of this 3323-nucleotide messenger RNA. RefSeq names its product kinesin family binding protein (gene kifbp). The record is from RefSeq and is a predicted model, not a curated record. NCBI's taxonomy places the organism in Eukaryota, Metazoa, Chordata, Actinopteri, Salmoniformes, Salmonidae. Gene Ontology annotation, biological process: central nervous system projection neuron axonogenesis; microtubule cytoskeleton organization; neuron projection maintenance.